AUGCAGCUCUCCGUCGCGUACGUCGCUCUCGCGCUCGCCUCGCUCGCCGCCGCCGCGCCAAUCCAGCAGCAGCGCGGCUUUGGCGACUGGGUCUCGCAGCAUGCCAACGGUCUUCAGGAUGCUGCAGCAAGUGCAGCCGGCCUCGGAGUUGCCGGUCCCGUCGGCGCCAUCGCCGGCAAGCAUAUUUCGGACCACCUGCAAGGCGAUCGCCGCGCGGUGCUCGUUGAGGACGACGCGGGCGUCCGCCGUUGGAACCCCAUCUCUGAAAUCAAGGAGCACGCCAAUGGACUCACAGACAUCGGCGCGGGUAUCGCGGGUGGAGUCGCUGGCUCUCCCGGGGGGAUUGGUGGUGUCUUGGGCGGUGCAACGGCCGGCAUUGCACUUUCCGACAAGCUGCAGGGCGAGCGACGCGAACUUUUUGGCGAGCGUGGCACUCCGAUGGACUGGAUCGAAGACAACCAGGAUACGAUUCAGGAUCUGGCUGGCAUCGGGAUCGGAGCGGCUCUCGGAUCGGCUGGAGGGCCCGUCGGGGCGGUCGGCGGUGCAGCUGCUGGCGCUGCCGUGACCAACUCGAUCCAGGACUCCUUCGACAACCGCCGCGCCCUCGAUGACCGUGGCGUCCUCGAUUGGAUGGAGGAGCACCGCAACGGCGUUCAAGACGCCACGAUGGGUACGAUCGGGGGCAUCUUGGGCGCUCCCGGAGGGGCGGCUGGUGUGAUUGGCGGCGCCGCAGCGGGCGCCGAGCUGAGCGACAAGUUCCAGGGCGAGCGGCGCAUGCUGCGCGUCGCGCCGGAGCCGCGCCCUUAUACGACGCUUCCCUACGUCCGUCCCGACGGCCCUCGCUUCCACACGCAUCCCGUCGUCGCUCGUGGCGUCGUUGAAGAUCUCAAGCAGACGGCCGAAGGCGUGGCGCAGGCCGUCGACGAGCACGCCGAUGACGCCGCACACGCGUUCCUCGAGCAGGGCCGCAAGGCGGCCCUCGCCGUCGCCGAUCAUCUGCAGGCUCGUCGUGCUGUCACUGAUGAGCCGGGCAAGAAGCUCAUCGAUGAUGCUCACAAGGCGCUCGUCGAGUUUGCAAAGCACGUCAAGCCGGUCACGCUCGUCGCCUGA
Tilletiopsis washingtonensis is the source of this 1110-nucleotide messenger RNA. RefSeq lists its product as hypothetical. The transcript has a single exon. The coding region runs from base 1 to 1110 and encodes 369 amino acids. The record is from RefSeq and is a predicted model, not a curated record. NCBI's taxonomy places the organism in Eukaryota, Fungi, Basidiomycota, Exobasidiomycetes, Entylomatales.